Molecule: messenger RNA, 2602 nt
Organism: Dicentrarchus labrax (European seabass)
Lineage: Eukaryota; Metazoa; Chordata; Actinopteri; Moronidae
Product: aldehyde dehydrogenase 1A1-like
Exons: 14
Coding region: 104-1771 (555 amino acids)
Molecular function (GO): benzaldehyde dehydrogenase (NAD+) activity
Source: RefSeq, a predicted model, not a curated record
GCGGCGGUACCCCUGAUGCUUGAGUGCGGCAGGUAUAUAUAAAGCUGCUCUGCGGGUCUCCGGUCCACUGACGGUGAGAGGAAGGCGGACAGACAACUGCAACAUGCCCGUGACCGGAAUCCACCAGACCGGAGGAAACUCACCGGCUCCUUCCGCAGAGGGAAAGCAUGUCAACAUGAACUCCCAGCCCGACAGCGGCCACCAGCAGCAGGCUGGCAACGGGUGCAACCACCAGGGUCUGAACCAGAACCAUCAACCACAGCCUGCAGACGGACCUGAGACGCAGGCCCUGCCCAUGCCGAUCCCAGACCCCCCCAUUCAGUACACGAAGUUGUUCAUCAAUAACGAGUGGCAUGAGUCCGGCAGCGGAAGAAAGAUUCCUGUGUAUAAUCCCGCCACAGGGAAGCUGCUGUGUGAAGUGGAGGAGGCUGACUCUGAAGAUGUGGACAAGGCAGUGAGGAGUGCCAGAGCCGCCUUCCAGAUGGGGUCGCCGUGGCGUUCCAUGGACGCCUCAGACCGAGGUCAACUCCUUAACAGACUGGCAGACUUAGUGGAGAGAGACCGGCUACUACUGGCAACACUAGAGGCUCUGGACUCUGGAAAGGUGUUUCUCAUGGCAUAUUUUGUAGAUCUGGUGGCCACAAUCAAAACCUUGAGAUACUAUGGUGGCUGGGCAGACAAGAUUCACGGCAAAACCAUCCCUGUAGAUGGAGAUUAUUUUACUUACACGCGACAUGAGCCCAUUGGAGUAUGUGGCCAGAUCAUUCCUUGGAACUUCCCGGUGAUGAUGUUUGCGUGGAAGAUUGCUCCUGCUCUCUGCUGUGGGAACACUGUAGUCAUCAAACCUGCUGAACAGACCCCAUUAUCAGCACUGCACAUGGCUGCUCUCAUCAAAGAGGCUGGGUUUCCUCCAGGAGUGGUGAACGUGGUGCCAGGUUACGGUCAGACAGCAGGUUGUGCCAUUUCCCACCACAUGGACAUCGACAAAGUAGCCUUCACCGGAUCAACUGCUGUUGGGAAGCUCAUUCAAAAGGCUGCAGGUGACAGCAACCUGAAAAGAGUUACACUAGAACUCGGUGGAAAAAACCCAAAUAUUGUGUUUGCAGACUGUGACUUACAGUACGCAGUGGAGCAGGCCCACAGUGGUCUGUUCUUUAACCAGGGCCAGUGCUGUCUGGCUGGAUCCAGGGUGUUUGUAGAGGAGCCGAUCUACCAGGAGUUCGUCUGUCGCAGUGUAGAGAAGGCCAGAUCAAAAGUCCUGGGAAACCCAUUACAGCCGGGGGUAGACCAAGGACCACAGAUUGACCAGAAGCAGUUCGAUAAGAUAAUGGAGCUGAUUGAGAGCGGGAAGAGGGAAGGAGCCACGCUGGAGUGUGGGGGGUCCGCGUGGGGUCAGCAGGGACUUUUCAUCCAACCCACAGUCUUCUCAAAUGUCACAGACGAUAUGCGCAUCGCCAAAGAAGAGAUUUUUGGUCCAGUGCAGCAGAUCAUGUGUUUCCGUAGCAUCCAUGAAGUCAUCCAGAGAGCCAACGCCACACACUACGGCCUGGCAGCAGGAGUGUUUACUUCCGACAUCGACAAAGCCCUCACAGUCUCCUCUGCUCUGCAGGCUGGGAUGGUCUGGGUGAACUGCUACAAUGCCAUGAGUGUUCAGUGUCCCUUUGGUGGCUUCAAGAUGUCUGGGAAUGGGAGGGAACUGGGGGAAUACGCUCUUCAGGAGUACACUGAGGUCAAGGCAGUCACCAUCAAAAUCUCACAGAAGAACUCAUAAUGCCGUCAUAUAACUGGACUGACUGUUUCCUGCCACCCCAUGGCUUCAGAUCCUCCACACACAUUUUAUAAUAAUACUCAUAUGGCACCUGGAUGUUGUGAAAGCAUCUGUGUCCUUUAUUUCUGUCAUUUCUCCUGAGAUAUUUCUAUUUUUUCAACCUCUCAUCAGUGUCGUGUCUCUUUCUCUUGAUAUGUCUCUGUCAGUGCUAACUUCCAUGUAUCUAUGUUUCUCUAGUGUACCAUCUCAGAUAUAUUUAACAGUUUAGUGGAUAGCAUGUUCUCUAGAGUAGUGUCUGUUAUGUGUUUGUUAGCUUUAAGGACCAGUGUGUGGGAUUUAGUGGCAUCUAGCGGUAAAGUUGCAGAUUGUAACUAACUGAAUACCUCUCGCCUUCCGAGUAUGUAAGAGAAACUCUGCCCCUAUCUAGAGCCAGCGUUUGGUUUGUCAAUUCUGGAGUAUUGUAGAAACCAGAGCAUGUGAACAGAGCCCAAGCGAGCGGGAAUGGGAGGAUUUCGAAUGGAGUGCAGAAUGGAUUUUAAAAAAGGUUUUAGCGUCACCAUAUCUCCAACUCCAUCCUGCUCCAGUAUGUGUAUCUCUAUAACCACUGUACGUGUCCCAAGGAUCAUUGCUAGGCUUUCCAUAAACUGUCAAUUCAAGCACAAGCACGAGUCUCGUGGCACCGGCUCUUCUGCUCAUUUGUAAUCAGACAUUCAGUUCAUGAAUUAUGUGUUAAUGGAUACACAGGGUGUCGCUUCUUCUGCAAUAAUGAAGCUUAAAGGACCAGGUUUUUUUUUCUCCUGCUGCCUGUGAGUAUAAUUAAAAUAUAACACAGCG